This is a messenger RNA of Suillus bovinus, 1547 nucleotides long. RefSeq lists its product as uncharacterized. The transcript is spliced from 11 exons. The record is from RefSeq and is a predicted model, not a curated record. The coding region runs from base 255 to 1151 and encodes 298 amino acids. Lineage: Eukaryota; Fungi; Basidiomycota; Agaricomycetes; Boletales; Suillaceae.
CCGUGAGAUAUAGUCACCAGACGGACUAGUCGACCUAUAUCUGACAUGUCUUGACACGCCGAUAGGGCGCGCGAAUGUCAGCCCUGAACUUGGGGUUUGCUAUUUUGCCGCAAGUCAAUUUUAAACCAACUUAAUCCACUCAUUUACGGCCUGGACCUUACCGACACCGUAUAUAAUUCUCGCUGGUCGCAUGAUUAGUCCGUUGCAUACCCACCACUGAGAUAGCCACUCGCGAACAAGCUUCCACUUGCAGUAUGCCUUUGAUUCCAACGUAUCCCAGUUCCUGGUCACCCGAUACGUACCGCAUCUUCAACUAUUUUGUGGUUGCAUCGUCCGCUACAGUGGUAUACGACUGGGUGUUGACAAUCGGUCGAGAGUAUGAAUUGAUCUGGAGGCAGCGCCGUUCUCUCAUGACUGCUCUAUAUAUCAUCGUGCUGAAUCUCCCGGGAGUCUUUACGACAGACAUGGUGAGCUUUGCCAUGGACCUCGUACUCUUGUGGACGAUUUUGCCCGUAAAUGUCAUGUUGAGUGUCAUCAUGAUCUCUCGGCUAUAUGCCAUGUAUCAGCGAUCGAGAAAGAUACUCAUCCUUCUCAUUGCGAGCCUCAUCUUUAGUACUGUUUUCUGCUCAGUAAUUGCUGUCGCAGGAACCGGCCUUCUUUCGAUAAAGGUGAUCCUCUACGGCACACAGUGCGUUUACGAAAUCGAUGAAACCCAACAAAUUCGGAUGCUCAAGGCUUAUGCAUUAGCUACUGCAUGGGAGGUCCUCACACUGGGUCUUGCAAUCUGGGCUGUUGUAAAACACCUGCGUGAACUGCGAAGGCAAUCGCCAGGAUGGAACAUCAUUGGUGAUUGUUUCGCGGUGUUACUCAAGACUCAUGUCCUCUACUUUGUAUUCUUCGCUGCUAGCUCUAGCCUCAAUAUUGGCUUAAUGUCUCCACGUUUCUCUGCCUCAACUUCUCUGGGAGCUCAGAUUUAUCGUGGUUAUCUUGAAUUUGCCACGCUCUUGCAGAUGUUUGUGACAGGACCUCGCCUCAUCCUUAGCAUUCGGGAAUAUAAUGCUGAGCUCACGUCAAGCUUUGAGGAUGGCGAUAGCAUACAUCCAAUGGCUUUCCAGGAAUACAUACCAGAGUCGACUGACAGUGAUAUGUAGCACGAGAUAUCUCCAGUUGAUUAUGCAUCACAGAUACUCUGUACAUACUACAGAACAUGUACAAUUGUAAUAUUGGUCGCGGUACUUCCAUGAACACUCGUCUGGAGCGACUCUGUGCUGCAAAUAUUGCCUAUGCUACAGCUCUGAACCUGCCAAGUUUUGAGAUUUCGUGGCCAUCUGGGUUUGGAGCUUAUUACACCGUGACUGGAAGGAUGAUAGCAGGGUACUACUGCUUCACGGUAUCACCUGGCAUAUUGGGUCCGUGUAUUGCAAUGACACAACUUACGAAGUACUGAGUCACAUCCGAAGUGUUUGAUCCGCAUCAUGUUACAGAAACUCCUACGUAGUACGCAUCACUCGGUGUCGGAUUUGUGGGUAUGCGGGCAUGUUGUAGCU